Messenger RNA from Saprolegnia parasitica CBS 223.65, 2432 nucleotides. RefSeq lists its product as hypothetical. The record is from RefSeq and is a predicted model, not a curated record. The transcript is spliced from 11 exons. Gene Ontology annotation, molecular function: protein binding. NCBI's taxonomy places the organism in Eukaryota, Oomycota, Saprolegniomycetes, Saprolegniales, Saprolegniaceae. Bases 45 to 2432 code for a protein of 795 amino acids. Gene Ontology annotation, cellular component: cilium.
AUCGGCGCCGGGCCUCUUUGGAUCUCGACCGGCCGCUUCGCAGCAUGCGCAAGGUCCGCUUCCACGUGCUGAGCUGCUCGGGCGAAGACCCCGCGGGCCCCGCAGCGCUCCUCAACGAGCAUGACAACACGGGUACCGGGUACCUCACGCCCAAGAAUUGCGAGUACCCGCAGGAGCUCGUAAUCGAGCUCGAGGCGACGGCGCGCAUCACGCAGAUCCAAGUGCUCUCACACCAGUGCUACAUUGCGACCAAGAUCGAGCUCUACCUCUCGACGGACGGCGCGGCCUUCUCGCGGCUCGGCUUCUUGAGCCUCAAGUCCAACAAGGAAAGCCAGUACACGGCGCGCGAGCUCAAGACGGUCCAUAUCGACGCGUUCACACGCUACAUCAAGCUCAAGCUGCAUCAAUGCUACAUCAACGAGAAGAACUUGUACAGCCAGGUGGGCCUUGUCGCGAUCAACGUCAACGGCGAGGUCCCGGAGGAAGCCGCGCACGAGGUCGAGCUCGACUCGCUCAGCCACGUCCACCAGCCGCUGCCGACAGCGCCGACGCCGACGCGAUCGGUCUCCAAGGCCAAGAGCCAGCCGCCCAAGGAAGCCUCCUCGACGUCCGCGUCGAUGGACGACAUGCGCUUUGAUGCCAAGACAGCGGCCAAGAUCCGUGAGAUUCACUUGGCAAAAGAAAAAGCUGUCGCCAUGGAAGACUACGACCAGGCCAAGCGCUUGAAGGCGCUCGAGGAGCAGCUCAAGAGCGUCGGCCUCCAACUCGCGCGCCUCGAGGCCGCCAAGCGCGACGCCGUCGAGAACGAGGACUACGACGCCGCCAAGCGCAUCAAAGAUGAGAUCGCGCAGCUCGAGAACGAGCUCAGCCUCGGCGUAAACGCCCCCGCGCGCCCCGUGGUCGACUCGAGUCGGGCGCCCAUGUCAACGUCGUCGCGGGCGCCGGUCAAGCAAACCAGUCGCAACGAGCACGUCGAGAGUGGGUACCCGCCGGCUGUGCCGUCGCUGCCCAAGCCAGCGCCACGCAAAGCAGCUCCGGCUGUCGUACAAGAAGCACCGUCGCACGCCGCCGCCGACGACGACGCGGGCGGAGCGCAGCACGAGACACCGACACGUGGAGGUCCCAACCCGCAUUUUGAAGGCCUCGACGAUGUCGACGACCUCGGGGACCCCGAGCCGCUGCCGUCAGCGCUCGAGAAGGAGAGCGCCGAGAUGAUCGAGGUCAUCGGGCUCUACCUCACGCAGUGCUUUUACAGCAACAUAUGGAAUCACCGGGACGCGGCGCUGCGCAAGGUCCAGCUCGAUCUGCCAGCGUACGAGCUGCCACCCGAGAGUGUUCUUCCCGUCCUUUCGACGCUCGUGCAAAGCGGGAUUGGCGACCGCAUUUCGCAAGUGUCGCUCUCUGCGCUCUCGCUCUGCGAUGCGAUGCUGCUGUACGCCCAAGACCACGCCGACGCGCUGGGGUCCGAAGCCAUCGCGCACACGUUUACCAACCCGAUCGUGCAGCUGGUCAACAAACUCGGCGAGCCGCAGGCCAAGAUUCGCGACGAAGUCACGGCCGUGUUGCUCAAGCUCGCCGCGGCCGACGACGUGGGCACGAGCGUCGUCGGUGGCCACGUCUGCCGACGCACGACCAAGAAGGCGCUCGCGAUCAAGCAUCUGCAAGGUCGACUGGGCCUUGUGAAAGACCUCCUUGCGCAGUACGGUCCGACGGCCGAUGACUUUUCGCUUCCCGGAAUCAUGACCUUCCUGGAAGAGAAUGGGGCGUUUGCACACCAGAGCAAGGACAUUCGGGAGCUCGCCAAAGACAUUACCGUGUUUUUACAUCAAGUUGGCGGCGCCGAGGUCGAGCCCUUUCUCAAGACGCUGCGGCCAAAGCAGCUCGAGGAGUACGAGGCGGCGUUCGAAGCGGCGUCGGCCCCAAAGAAGAAGCCAGCACCUGCAUCCAAAGCGCCAGCACCUGCAUCGAAGGCACCAACACCCGCCUCACGAUCGCGCGCGCCACCGUUGCAGGACGCUGGUAGUGACACGGACUCGAACGCGUCGGUGGACGACGGCACGUGUCCGUUCUGUGACGAACACAAUGACGCGUUCGACAAUGAGCGGCUCGACCAACAUUUCUGGGCCGAGUGUCCGAUGCUCACGCAGUGCAAAAUGUGUGGCCAAGUGAUCGAGAUUAGCACGCUCAACGAGCACUUGCUCGUCGAGUGCGAGCUCAAGCAAAACCACAAGGAGUGUCCUCGGUGCCACGAAGCCAUUACCCUCAAGUACUUUAACCAACACGUCCAAGAGAACGAUUGUGUGCCGAUGCCGGACCCCAACGACGGCAACCGGUGCCCGCUGUGCCACGACGAUAUCGGGCCUCGCAAGCGCGGCUGGAAGACGCACUUGCUUCACGAGCGUUGCCCUCAAAACCCACGAACGACGACGUAG